Molecule: messenger RNA, 2882 nt
Organism: Pungitius pungitius (ninespine stickleback)
Lineage: Eukaryota; Metazoa; Chordata; Actinopteri; Perciformes; Gasterosteidae
Product: gap junction gamma-1 protein-like
Exons: 5
Coding region: 392-1549 (385 amino acids)
Biological process (GO): cell-cell signaling
Cellular component (GO): connexin complex
Molecular function (GO): gap junction channel activity
Source: RefSeq, a predicted model, not a curated record
AGGAGGAGAGCAGGAGAGCAGGAGCCUGCGGGAAUCACAGAUCUUUCUUUUGUCCUCUUGUUCGGGAUCCCCACACAUAGGGGGUCAAUGCGGGCUGCGUGGGCUCCCACUAAGAGGACCGACGCGGACGCAGACGCACGCAGAAGCCAAUAAGAGAGCGCGCGCUAAUUAGGAAAAGCUGGUGGAGCAAUUAAGCGCGCGACGCCACGCGGAACGGGACGCACAAGAUUGGUGUUUUGCGGCAAGUGAAAGUUUGUAAAAGCAGCUCCGGUUCCGUUCUCACAGAUCCUCUGUUGAUUUGUCCAGUUGGUCGGAAUCUUCCGAAGCGGGUCCCGCGGAACGAGAUUUGGGAUUACGCGUGGCACAGUGCGAUCCGUAGCUCCUCGGCACCAUGAGUUGGAGCUUCCUCACCCGUCUGCUGGAUGAGAUCUCCAACCACUCCACCUUCGUGGGGAAGAUCUGGCUGACGGUGCUCAUCGUCUUCCGCAUCGUGCUGACGGCCGUCGGCGGGGAAACCAUCUACUACGACGAGCAGAGUAAAUUUGUCUGCAACACGCAGCAGCCCGGCUGCGAGAACGUGUGCUACGACGCCUUUGCGCCGCUCUCUCACGUUCGAUUCUGGAUCUUUCAGGUGAUCAUGAUCACCACCCCCACACUCAUGUACCUGGGGUUCGCCAUGCACAAGAUCGCCCGCACGGAGGACAGCGAGUACCGGCCCGCCCGGGCCCAGAAGAAGAGCGUGCCCGUCGUGAGCCGCGGGGCAGUUCGAGACUACGAGGAGGCCGAAGACAACGGAGAGGAAGACCCCAUGAUCGCCGAGGAGAUCGAACAGGAGAAACCCGACAAGGCAGAAAAAAGCCCGGUGAAGAAGCACGAUGGCCGUCGGCGGAUCAUGCGCGACGGCCUGAUGAAGGUCUACGUGUGCCAGCUGCUCUGGCGCACCUCCUUCGAGGUGGCCUUCCUCUUUGGCCAGUAUGUCCUCUACGGCUUCGAGGUGAUGCCCUCCUACGUCUGCACGCGCUCGCCGUGCCCGCACACUGUGGACUGCUUUGUGUCGCGCCCCACCGAGAAGACCAUCUUCCUGCUGGUGAUGUACGUUGUGUCUUUCCUCUGCCUGCUCCUCACAGUCUUCGAAAUCCUCCACUUGGGGGUCGGAGGCAUCCACGACACCUUCCGCAGGCGGGCCGCGCUCUGCUCUCGCACCCGCCUCCCGCCGGCCUCUCGCUCCGGGCCCGCGGGCCCCCCGCGGUACCUCGCCACCGCGAAAAAGGGGAAACGGAAGGGAGAGCGGAGGGACUCCCCAUUGGGGGACUCGGGGCGGGAGAGUUUUGGGGAGUUGCCCUCGUCCAGGGAGCUGGAGCGGUUGAGGGGUCACCUGAAGCUGGCGCAGCAGCACCUGGACAUGGCCUACCAGGCCGACGAGGGGAACCCGUCCCGGAGCAGCAGCCCCGAGGGCAACACGGCGGCGCAGAUGGCCGCCGAGCAGAACCGCCUCAACUUCGCCCAGGAAAAGCAGGGGGAAGAGAGCGAGAAGGGAGUACAAGCCUGAGCGUGCCCCAGCCGUCUGUUCCACUCCUCCUGGCUUUACACAUGCGGGGGGGUGUGCAGUCAGACCACUGAUGGAGGGAGGAGGGGGGGGUGGUGUUGUUUGUCUAUGUAUGUGUGAUACUCUUGUCAGUAUUAGGUGAGUCAAAAAAUGACCCUUGUCCAAAACGUGUGCCUUCAGCUGACCCUGUUCUCCCGCCCCCUCUUUGUUGUUGUUGUUGUUGUUGUGGCCGUUCAGUGAUCCUCGUCCAUUUCAGACCUUGUCAGGAUUAUCAAAUCCUUUUUUUUUUUUUUUUAAACCGUCUCUGGCACAGUGUACUUGUCGUUGACUCCGAAGAGGGGCUCUCCCUUUAUAAAGUGUCUUUGUGGAGGCUUGUCGGCGUCACACAGAAUCUGCGAAUGUCUUUUCUGGACCUGACCUGCACCACAUGAGGCAUGUUUGAUUUAAACAGAUGUGAUGUUGGGGAUUAUUGAUGUUUAUUAUCCACAAUCCAAACAAUUUCAGAAAUAUUUGACAAUUUGGACGCCUGUGUAUUUGCUCAACUCUGUCAAAAUGUUUACCUGGGAAAUGCUUGAAUUUAUUGCCAGGAAAUGUUCCAAAGAAUUUCCAAGAAUUACUCGAUUAAUUUAAAGCCCAUUUUACUAGUAGCUGUUUGACUGUUCUCCCAAGCUCCAGAAUAUGUACUUUUUUUUUUGUAGUUUAGAUGGAAGUGUUGAAACCACUAAUGCGACAGUCGGUACAGCUCUUCUCUAAAUGUACAAUUUAAAAAUGUAUCAGAGUUCAUCUUUGUGGAAAUCGAAAGAAAAAUUCCACUUUUUUUUCUCUUUUUGUUUUCUAACGACUGGAAACAUCUGCCUUCUGCCAACAAUGAAAUUCCUUCCUUGUUUUCUGACAUUCACAUUCUUCUUUGGUGAUGUUUUUUUUUUUUUUCUUCUUUUUUUCCGCACUUGACGUGCACCACCCAGAAACAUGGAUGCUUUCAUGUAUCCUGGAAUACAAACUCCACCCAGCUGAGAAAAGGAUGACUGUUGGCUGCUGAAGCUGAGCCAUGUAAACACGUAUAAUUGGUUCAUGGUGAGGCUUUUGAUCAACAGCUUUGUGUUCAUACCGAGGGUCUCUUUCCUUGUCUGGUCGAUGGUCUUAAGAUGAAACUAUAAACCUACGUUGCUAAUGAACAGUUUGAUGCUGUAUUUUUGUAAUCUCACUUCCAGUUUUGUUACUUGUAGAAGGGUACGACAUUCCAUUUUGCAGAUGAUAUUUUGAUGGUCUAUUGUAUGUUUUGUAGUUUUUGUAACGAGAUUUUUUUCUUCAGAGUAAAUAUAUUUCAAAGUAAUGC